AUGAUUGAAAUUGUUGCAGAUAUCUUGCGCGGUCCAGUUUUUCUUGCAGGUGAAACACUUCAUUGUACGAUUAGAUUUACAAAUAAAACAACAUCUUCAUCAACCACAGCGCCAAAUGUUGAAACACUUUCAACUGGAACGAAUGUAAAAGAAUAUGAUCAAACAGUUUCAAAAUCUUCAAACAGUGUUGAAAAGCUUUCAUGGGCAAGUGUUCAGUUACAUUGUCAACGUUAUGUCAAUGAACAAAAAGUAAAUCUUCAACGACAAGCGAUCAACGUUAAAACAACAUCGUCAGCUAGUAACAAUAAUACUGUAGUAAAAGAAGUCAUUCCUGCUGAUUCAACGGCUUUUAUUGCAACUAAAGGUGAAACUGGACAAACAAUUUACACAUCGAAGCCGUGUGUACUGUUUUGUGAUUUGAAAUUACAGCCAGGGGAAAUUUCUUAUAGUGAAACAAUUGCAACUCAUGUUGCACCAUCAUUUCGAGGACAGUAUGUCAAAUAUUCUUAUAAAUUGACUAUUGGCACCCAACGUGUAAACUGUCCAACAACAUUAAUACGUGUUCCAUUUCGUGUACUUGUUGUUCCAGAUUUGGAAAAGUAUCUGAGAUUAGAUAAAACAACGAUUACAAAUCACAAUGUUAAUAAUAAUCCUUUUGUAUCUUCGUCCAGAACAGAAACUGAUUCACUCACAACAGCCCUCGACGUAUUACAAACAUUAUCAGCUCGCCAACAUCAAAAUGUGUACAAUAUAAGCAAUAGUCAUGGACGUGUCUGUCGCAUAUCGUUAUUUAAAAACAGUUUCAAAUUAGGCGAAGAUAUAUUGGGUAUUGUGGACUUUGAUUUAGCUGAUGUUCCUUGUGUACAGUACAUCGUAACACUUCAAAGCGAAGAAAUUUUAAAUCCAAUUUAUCGUCGAAAAUCUACUCAAGGUUCAAAUAUAACAUCUUAUACGAAACAAGCAGAAUUUUGUUUAUCAACCAAACAGUCUUAUUUAUCAUUAUCUGUUCCUUUGCCUUGUUCUCCAACAUUUUCUAUGGAUUUGAUUUCACUUCGUUGGAAAUUACAUUUUGAAUUUGUUACAUCUAAAGUACAAUUUCCAAUUUUAUCAUCGUCAAGUGAUCCAUCGAUGAGUACAACGUGGUUACCAUCGAAUUCAAUCGAUGUUGAAACAAUGGUCUGGGAUUUACCUAUUAAAAUACUCCCAACAAAUCCAUAUUUUGCGAAUAAUGUGGCCAAAAUGACACAAGCAUUUUUAUUUACUGGACAGUAUCGUUCACAUCCCGAUCAAGAUUACAGUAGAGUAGCUCACUCAUCAAGUCGAGAUGAUUUUAUUAAUCGUACGAAUUCGGAACGUAAACAACGAGAGCUCAAAAGACAACAACUAUGGGCAUCAAUUAAAAUCCAAAGUUACUACAGACGUUUAUUAGCUAAAAGGAAAUUGACACAAUUAGCUAGAUCACAUAUAUCUAGUUUAAUACAGAAACAAAAAAACACGACCGUAGUCGAUGAAAACGUGUUGUUACGUUUGUCGGUCUUAUUAAAGUUUGGUUUUAAUCCCACACAAGAUGCUGUUAUACUUAUGUCACUUAUUGAAAUAUACUGGAAACAUAAAGAAAAUAUCGUCACCAAACUUAUUGAAGAAGAUCCCGCAUCAUCCUCGUUGCGAAUAGCAAUUGGCAAAAUGUUAAUUUAUACCGUCAGAUGUUUAUCAAAUUUUGAAUUAACUCAGAGGCCAAUACGUUUUAUUGAAUGGUUUACAGAUGUAAAUAGUUAUUAUACUCAGAUGUGUUCGGUUAUUCAAGCAAAAGUUCCCUCGAGUGUUGGCAAAAAUUCGCGUAUAUUGGCUAUUGAUCCAAUUAUUGAGAUGAUAGCCAGACCAAUUGAAUCCAUUUCGUUGGAUCAAUCUGUAAGGUGGGGAAAUUGUUUAGAUGAAGCAAUUAUAGCUCUACGAAAUGAACUAUUUUCACGAUCAGAUUUACCAGCAUUACCAUUAAUUAUUACACCAGCACUUGUUAAACGUCCAAAAUUUCCUAUUUUACGUUAUAUUGAACUAUAUAAUGUGAAUAUGGUAGCUUCAGCCUACGAAGAAUCAAAGAAAUUAUUUCAAUUACAUUCAUUACUUUUAAUGUUAGAUAAUAAAAUUGAUGAAAUACCAUCAUCUUUAUCUGUACAAGUUGUAUCAAUUGUACGUUAUCUGAUCUCUGGUCUUAUUAAAACGACACAUAUAGAAAAUUUAAUGGAAAAUAUCGAUGAUGAUGAUAAUAAUCCAGACGAUAGAAUGGAUUUUACAUCUUCAAAUAAUGAUGAAAAAUACUAUGAACUAAUUGAUGACUGUUUAAAUAUAUUAGAUAAACGAUCGGUUUCGUCAUUUUUUCUUAAAUCAGUCUCAACAAUUAACAAUUCCACUCUUCAUGUAAUUGAUAGAGAUUAUCUUAUAAAUUUGGCCGUUAUAGCUCAUGCAUUGAUAUUCCAUUGUAAUAUGCAAAUUCUUCGUUCAAGUUUUCUUAUGGGUCUGAGUACAGCACCGUUGUUUCUAAGACAAUUAUGGACUGUCUGUUGUACACUGAGAUGUGAAUCGGAUUAUAGAGAUGUUCUUUUAAUAUCGCAUAUAUCAUGUGGUAGUACACAAUUAAAAGAUAGUGACAUUAAUCGUAUUGAGCCAUUAUUAAUGACGUUUUGUUCAAUGUACAGUAUGUCACUUGUACCAUUACAUGAUGAUGAAUUUUGGGAUGGAAUGCCUGCCACUGCCUUUCUGAUCAAUGAAGUACCCGAUAUUGUAAAAACCUUACGUGAUGUUUGUAUGGGAAUAAUACGAUACAUGUAUCCCGAUAAACAAAUUGCUAUUCAGUCGAAUAAUAAUACCAAUAAUGUUGAAUUUUCAACUAGUUCACAAUCAAUAUCAGAUAGGGAAAUUUCCUCGGCAAGAGCAACGAAUCUUAUCAAACGACGUGCAGCACAAUUCUGGAUUAUUUUCAAGGUGAUUGUACAGUUACUACAACAACUUCGAUCAAGAGAUGUUCGUCGUUGUUUUUGUCCGGCUGAAUAUUGGCUUACAAAUCAGUAUUCUCUUAAACUGGAUAAACUUUAUAUACUUUCAUUUGCACGUGGACUAUCUGAACCAUCAUUAUUAUCACCCAAAGCAUAUUUUAAUCGUGAUAGUCGUGGACCGGAUCCAUUCACAUUUUCUGUCACUGAACUACGUCUAUUCACUAUAUUACAACAAAUCCCAUUUGUGAUUCCGUUUCCAAUUCGUGUUCAGGUAUUGAAUUUACUUAUACAACAAAAUAAAAAUGAACAACAACAUGGUGCUGAAUUUUUACAAAGUGAUUCAAUUAAUGUGCGAAUACGUCGAGAGUAUAUCUACGAAGAUGCAUUUGAAAAACUUAGUAUAGAAAAUGAACCAAAUCUACGAAAAAAAAUUCGUGUUAGUUUUAUUAAUCCGAUUGGUCUUGAAGAAGCCGGUAUUGACGGUGGUGGAUUAUUUCGUGAAUUUAUGAAUGAAUUGUUAAAGUCAGCAUUUAAUCCCAUACGUGGAUUAUUUAAAUUGACCAGUGACGGUUAUUUAUAUCCAAAUCCAAACAUCGGUUUUAUUGAAUCAAAUUUUGGCUUGCAUUAUUAUUUUCUCGGUCGAAUGUUAGGCAAAGCAAUAUAUGAAAAAUUUCUUGCAGAACUGCCAUUUGCAACAUUUUUUCUACAAAAAAUUCUUAGUCGUUCAUCAGGAAAAGUUGACAUACAUCAUUUGGCUUCGCUUGAUCCAGAAAUGUACAAAAAUUUACUAUAUUUGAAAAAUUAUAAUGGCAACGUUGAAGAUUUGGGACUCGAUUUUACAAUUGUAAACAGUGAAAUUGGCCAAACACAAAUUAACGAACAAGUAUUGAAAUUUCGAGAAGGACUUGGAGAUGUUGUUAAUCUUGAAUGGUUGAGAAUGUUUGAUGCAAAUGAACUGAGAAUAUUGAUAUCUGGAGUGAGUGGAGAUAUUGAUGUGAACGAUUGGCGAAAACAUGCACAAUAUAGAGCUCCUUAUAACAAGGAUCAUCCAGUUGUACAAGCAUUUUGGAGAAAUGUGCAUGAUUUUACAGAAAAUCAAAAACGUCAAUUACUCAAAUUUACAACAAGUUGUUCAAGGCCGCCAUUAUUCGGUUUCAAAGAAUUAUAUCCAGAAUUUUGUAUUCAGUCAGCUGGUCCAGAAACUGAUCGCUUACCAACAUCAAAUACUUGUGUAAAUUUAUUGAAAUUACCAGAAUAUCAAGAUGAAAAUGUUUUGAAAGAAAAACUGUUAUAUGCAAUACAAUCAAGUUCUGGUUUUGAAUUUAGUUAA
Molecule: messenger RNA, 4320 nt
Organism: Didymodactylos carnosus
Lineage: Eukaryota; Metazoa; Rotifera; Eurotatoria; Philodinida; Philodinidae
Source: the annotation of a GenBank genome assembly